AUGCCAGAUGUGAACAAGAAAGGAUCUCUCAUGUGCAACUUCUGUGGUGGUGUUUACCAUGCUGGAAUAACUAGAAUCAAGUACCACCUUGGUAACAUUCCUAAAACUGGUGUUGCAAAAUGUAGAAAAGUUCCAGCAGAUGUGAAAAAUGAAAUUAUUGAAUUGUUGACCAAGAAGAUGGAUAUGAAGCAAAGGAAGGGUAAGGAGAAAGAAGAGGAUAGAGGUGUAGUUGAUUUGAGCCAUUCUGAAGGAGAUGAACAAAGUGAUGCAGAAGGCAAUUCAGUUAUUGUGUUGAAGAAGGUGACUAGCAAAGGUGCUUCUUCAGGUCCUAUGGAUAAGUUCUGUAAACUAACACCAGAAGAAGUAGUUGCUGCAAGAAAGGGGAACAAUGUUCUUGCUGAAAAGGUUCAAUCCAAGUUGUCAACUGAAAAAAGGGAAGAGAAGAGGGACAGAGCUUGUGAGUACAUCUGUCAGUUUUUUUAUGAGGCUAGCAUCCCACACAACGUUGUUACACUUCCAAGUUUUGAUCUCAUGCUUGAGGCUAUUGGAGACUUUGGCAGGAACUUGAGAGGGCCAACUCCAUAUGAGAUGAGUGGGAAAUUCUUGCAGAAAAGGAAGAGGAAAGUGCAAGACUUACUGAAGUCUCACAAAGAGUCUUGGGAGAUACAUGGAUGCUCAGUUAUGAUAGAUGCUUGGACAGAUAAGAGGGGUAGAGGUGUGAUGAACUUGGUUGUUCACAGUGCAUAUGGUGUUUGUUUUCUUGAUUCAGUGGAUUACUCAUAUGUGAAGAAAGAUGGCAGAUACAUUUUUGAGCUGGUUGAUAAAUGUAUUGAGGAAAUUGGGGUGCAAAAUGUAGUUCAAGUUGUGACUGAGAAUGCAAGACCAAAUGAGGCAACAACUAGUUUGUUGAAAGCAAAGCACCCCUCCAUUUUCUAG
Molecule: messenger RNA, 936 nt
Organism: Sorghum bicolor (sorghum)
Lineage: Eukaryota; Viridiplantae; Streptophyta; Magnoliopsida; Poales; Poaceae
Exons: 1
Coding region: 1-936 (311 amino acids)
Source: RefSeq, a predicted model, not a curated record